AUGACAGCGAACGACUCAUCAUCAUCGGCCACCGAGCAGCCUGAGCGCCUCGACCUGGUCGAAGCGGGUUGGCUACCACCGCUGCCGACGGCGUUUCUCGGCGACCGCGACCGCGACCUGUUGGCGCCGCUGAGCUUCCUGCCGCCGGGAGAGCUGCCGAGCGGCGACCCGCCAACAGUGGAUCGAGUUCUGUUGGCCGAGGGCUUGGCUCAGGCCAACGCCGGCUAUGGUCAUCCGCGAGCCGCGCAGCUAGCCGCCAAGCUGGCCGACCCCGCCACCCGGGUGGUGGUCACCGGCCAACAGCCUGGCCUGUUCUGCGGGCCGCUUCUGACGCUAACCAAGAUGGCUGCCGCGGCGCGCUGGGCUGCGGCCCUCGAAGCAGCUGGACAGCCGGCUGUGGCGGUUUUCUGGGUGGCGACCGAAGAUCAUGAUUGGGCGGAGGUGGCCCAAGCCGGGAUCCUGGCUCGCGGCGAGUUCGAGAGAAUUGACUUAGGAGACGAUCCCGCGGCCCUGCUGCCGGUGGGCAUGCGGGCUUUGGGCGGCGGCCUGGAGCAAGCUCUUGCCCGUUUGGCGGAGGUCCAGCCUGGUGAACGCGGGCAGCAAUGGCAUGCCGAGCUCGGCCGCUGGUACCGGCCCAAUGCACGCUUCGGCGAGGCCUUCGCCCGGCUGGCGGUGCAUUUGCUAGGUGAGCGCACGCCGUUGCUGCUCGACUCCAUGUUGCCGGCGGUCAAGCAGGCCCAGCGGCCUUGGUUGCGCCGCCUGGUCGAGGAGCGCGACGCGGUCGACGCAGCGCUGACGGCAGCCGAUCAGCCGGUGGAGGAUCGUGGCUAUCCGCUCCAAGUGCGACCGCAGCCCGGGCUGAGUCCGCUGUUUCUGCUUCAGGGCCAAGAGCGCCGCCGGAUCGAGUGGCGUGACGGCGAGCGCUUUGGACUGCGCGGCUUGGCCGACUUCGAACAGCCGGUGGAACGCUUGCUCGACACCAUUGACGAGAAUCCGGCAGCGGUCAGCCCCGGGGUGCUGGCUCGGCCGGCGAUUCAAGACGCCAUCCUCGGCACGACGCUACAGAUCAUGGGACCGGCCGAGCUGUCUUACAUGACCCAGGUGGCCGGGAUCUAUCGACACCUGGGCCUCGAAGCGCCACACACCACCCUGCGACCUCAGGCGAUGGUGCUCGAGCCGCGUCCAGAAGCCCAGCUGAAAGAGCUCGGCAUCGCCUUGCCGCGGUUGCUGACCACGCCGGUCGAACGUUUGCUGAGCGACAGUGUCGGCGGCGACCUGGUCGGCCCGGCGCGAGAGACCAUCGAGGAGACGCUCGACCAGCUCCAAGAGGCGGCGACCCAACUCGACGCCGGGCUCGAGCGGCCAUGGCGCAAGACCCGUGACCAGAUCGGCCGCGCCCUCGAUCAGUUGGCCUCGAAAGUGGCCGGCGCCAACGCCCGCCGUCACCAGGUCAGCCAUCAGCGCCUGGAACGUAUCCACGCCGAUCUGUUGCCGGGCGGCAAACCGCAAGAACGAGUGCUGUCGAUCGCCCACUUCGGUGGACGUUACGGGCGUGGGAUAGCCGACGCGCUCUACCACCAGAUUGGUCUCGACCCGAGCGUCCUGCACUUGGUUCGCCCAGAUCAGGGGCCCUCUAGAUGA
Messenger RNA from Nerophis lumbriciformis (worm pipefish), 1641 nucleotides. Lineage: Eukaryota; Metazoa; Chordata; Actinopteri; Syngnathiformes; Syngnathidae. The record is from RefSeq and is a predicted model, not a curated record.